AACGAGCAAUGGUGGUUGUUAGUGUUGAAUUGGAGGCGGCGUCGGCAUGGGAAACGGGCGCAGCAUUGGAUGAGCUCAUACAAAAGCGUCGAAACAAGUUUAGCUUUUUGGAAAUGAGAUACGAACACAUACAUACAUACAUAUAUACUAUACAUCAUAUUAUUGUAUGUGAAUACAUUGUGCCGCAGUGUUGUGCCAGUCUCAGCUUCAGUUGGACGUGAAACGUUAGCGACAGCGGAGCGCCCACGCGGAAAAAAAAACGAUUGUUACAAAUACGAGAAGUGUGUUUCAAGCUCGCAUUAGUGUGAGUGUUGUUUCUUGUUGAGUGUAUGCGAAUAAGAACAAUAAUACUGGCCGCCGUUGUGCUAUUUUAGCAGUCGCUACUAAUUGGUUCAAUGCUGUUACGUGGCCGCAGCGUUGCUUUUAAUUAACCAACUUACCACGGAGUUGGCACUUCAAUCCGAAUCAAAUAUACAUACAUAUGAGCAUAAAUACACACACACACACACACACACACACAUGUAGAUAAGUGUAACAGCAGGACUUCAGUUUUAAAUUGGUCAUAACACAAAACAGUUGAACAAAAAAAAAAUAUAAUAAAAUAAAAAAAAAAAAAACAAUAUCCAAGUAAAUUGUAUGUGCGCAAAAAAGGAAACCUAAACAAAAUCAAUAAUUGGCCGUGCCUGCGUGUUUGUGUGCGUGCGUAUGUGUGUGAGUGUGUCAAACCUUGCACGCUGGACAACUGAAGCAAAUGCCAUGCUGAUUAGGCAAUAAGUGAAGAAGAAGCACAGCACAAAUAACAACAACAACUCGAGAAGACAACAUGCAGCAGCAACAACAACAUCAAGCAGCUAGCGUUGCCAAUUCAACGAUCAUCAACUCAGCUGUCGGCCUGACUCCUCCCGCUCCCGCUCCUGCUGCCGCUCUGUCGAACAGCAGCACACCCAUUCGCAUAGGCAGCGCCAAGCAUGCGGGCGGCGGAGAUUCGCUGCUGCCGCCAGUGGGCAACACCGCCUCCCAUUCGGUGCCCGGCACCCCACAGCAGCAGACGCCACAGGCGAGCAGCGUGCCCACGGCAAGCGGCAGCCAUCUGCACCUGCAGACAGCCGGUGCCCUCUCGAUGGCCGCCUCCAAUCAAUCACUGGGCGUCAACGUCGGCGUCGGCGUCGGCGCCGGCAGCAACAUCAGUGGCAUUAACAUAACGCCACCAAACAGCGCCGGGCUCAGGCAGUCAUCAGUAUUCGAUUUCAAAUUCAAGCGUCGACCCUCGCAAAAGGUGCUUUUAACCAAACUGCCCUCCACAGACAGUUUGAGCAACAGCCCAGCGCCAUCAUCGCCAGGAAUCGCCAAUUGGGCCUCAGAUAAUCGCGAUGGCAAUCCAACAGAUAAGUCAGCUGCAGAUGCGGCCAAGCUCAAUCGCAAGGAGUCGUACAAGGCGCAGCGCAAGAACUACAGGCGUGAGAAGAAGCGCGUGGCCAGUGAGCUGAUGAACUCGCUGCAGGAUCCGGCGGUUAUAGUACUAGCUGACUGGCUGAAGGUGCGCGGCACACUCAAGUCCUGGACGAAGCUGUGGUGCGUGCUGAAGCCGGGCCUACUGCUCAUCUACAAGAGUCAAAAGACAAAAAGCAGCCAUUGGGUGGGCACAGUUAUGUUGACCUCUUGUCAGGUCAUUGAGCGACCCAGCAAAAAGGAUGGUUUCUGCUUCAAGCUCUUUCAUCCCAUGGAGCAGUCCAUUUGGGCACCACGAGGACCAGACAAGGAGACAAUCGGCGCUGUGGUGCAACCACUGCCGACCGCUUAUCUGAUCUUCCGUGCCCCCAGUCAGGCGGCCGGCAAAUGCUGGAUGGAUGCACUCGAGCUGUCGCUGCGCUGCUCAGCUUUAUUGCUGCGCACUAACAGCAGCACUACGCCUUCCAGCAAUUAUGCCGGCGAGCCGCUGCCCGUCUCGAACGAGACACAGUGGUCGGAGGCUGACUACGAGAAGCAUUUCAACGAUCAUGGUAAGUGGAUGCAGCAAUGGCUGGCACCGCCGGCCGAGCAGGAGAACUCCCGCUCCGACAACAGCCAGUCGUCGCGCGCCCAGACGCCGCUACUGCAGCAGCUAUAUAGCAGCGCCGUGAGUAACUGGGAGCGCACCAAGCGACUUCCUCGUUUUGGCCAACGUUCGGGACAAACACGACGCGGCAGCGAUGCCUCUACCGCUGACCCAAAGCCAGGCAGACGCCUGCGCAGGCAUCUGAGUCCGAUCAGCAAAUCCCUAUCGCUGGGCGGCGUGCUCUGCGGAAGCAGUUCGAGUGACGACGAGGAUGUGGAUUACGCUGGCAGCAGUGUAUGCGCCAAGGGAGCAGGCUUCAGGCCAGUUAGUGCACCGCCCGAUUGUCUGCUGCUGCCGCGAUUUCAAAUCAACGUGCAGGAUCUGGACGCUGACAGCCAGAAUGAGGCGCCCAAUGCGGCCAUGUCUGGUCUGGAGUCUGAUUCAGAGUCAGAGGCGGCGCAGGAAGAUGAUCUUGACCAGGUACCAUGCGAGGAAACGUGCUAUGUCCCAUUUCAAGAAGAGGAAUUCGGUGAGCAAGGAGAACAGGUGGAGGAGCUGGCAGAGGAGAACAAGAGCCUCAUCUGGUGUAUCGUAAAACAGGUUCGACCCGGAAUGGAUCUUAGCAAGGUGGUGCUGCCUACAUUUAUACUCGAGCCGCGUUCGUUUCUGGACAAGCUCUCAGACUCUUAUUAUCAUGCUGAUUUGCUCUCUAGGGCUGUGCAUGAGGAUGAUGCAUUCACGCGCAUGAAGAUCAUUGUGCAAUGGUACCUGUCUGGAUUCUAUAAGAAACCCAAAGGCCUCAAAAAGCCAUAUAAUCCCAUAUUGGGCGAAACGUUUCGUUGCUAUUGGGAGCAUCCAAAUGGCUCUCGCACGUAUUACAUUGCCGAGCAAGUCUCUCACCAUCCGCCCGUUUCGGCCUUUUAUGUGACUAACCGCGAGGAUGGCUUUAGCAUCACCUGCUCCAUCUUGGCGAAAUCGAAGUUCUAUGGCAACAGCACAUCGGCCGUGCUGGAGGGCACGGCUACGAUGACGCUAUUGCCCCGCGGCGAAAUUUAUACAGCGACCACGCCCUAUGCUCACUGCAAGGGUAUACUCAUGGGUACAUUGUCCAUGGAACUUGGCGGCAAGAUAAACAUCGAGUGCGAGAACACCGGUUACAAGACGGAGCUCGAAUUCAAACUGAAGCCAUUCCUCGGCGGCGCGGAUGCCACCAAUGUGGUCGUGGGCAAAAUUAAAUUGGGCAAAGAGACGCUGGCGACUAUACAAGGUCACUGGGAUAAAGAGUGUCGUCUCAAGGAUCUGAAAACAGGCGAGGAAAUAUUGCUCUUUAAGGCCGAUGCAGAUAUGCGCUCGAAGCGGCUCACCCGCUAUCUGGUGCCAAUGGAAAAACAACUGCCAACGGAAUCGGAACGCCUCUGGCGUCUCGUAUCCGAGGCUAUAGCGCGCGAGGAUCAAGUUGCUGCCACCGAAGAGAAAACCGUGCUUGAGGAAAGCCAGCGGGCAUCGGCCAAGGAACGUGCUGAAAACGAUAAGAAACAUAUUCCGACGCUUUUCGAGCUGAACGAUUACGGUCAAUGGAUAUACAAAUAUUCAGAUUUGCGGCCAUGGGACGUGCGUAACGAUGUGCGCCAAUACGAAUGCGAUUACAAGGUGAUCACCGAGACUCGAAAUAAAACUGUUCCCGUCGUGCUCGGCGCCGACAAGUUGAUUCCGCUGCGUGCCGGUAUGAAUUCAGUCGCUCUGUCCUUUCGACAUUUAACUAUUGUACCAUCCGCAGAGGGCUCCAAGGCGCCCAAGGCUAAAAACAAAUCCCUUGUGCUGGCACCACGCGACACUAACUCGGAUUCAAGCCAAUCACCCCAAGGCGCCGUCAAGCGCGGCUCCAAUAGCGCCGCCAUCAAACAACUCACAAAUGCCGUGGAACAGAUGAAUGCAACACUGCAGAGUCACACGAAACAGCUAAAUGACAUCACACGCCGACUCGAGCGUAUGCAGUAUGCACCGUCCUCUAGACACUCCAAUGUGCACGAGCUAAUUGGCGGCGGAGUUUCCCUAUCGACGGUGAUCAAGUCGCUAAUUUAUGCACUAAUUGGGCUCAUGGUCAGCUUGAUUCUGCGUUGGCUGUUCAAAUAGUUCUAUUGGUUAAUCUGUAUACAUUUAAGUCAAAUUAUUGAGCUACAUAUAUUUAUAUAUAGUUUAUAUAUACAACCCAUAUUAUUCUAAAUCUAUAACCAUACCUCCUCUAUUGUACUAUAUUCUGUCCCACUCAGAAUGCCUUGGCAUCCAGCCAAAGAACCAGAUUCGCUGUUUUAGUGCGCGUCUAGAGUCAAUCACGAAUUAUAUUAGUCUAAAUUUAAACCCAUCUAAUAGCUAGUGCGGCCACAAUUGUUGAAAAUCUGGUAUCAUUCAGAUACGUUUAGACUAAAGCGUUUUAUAAAGAAUGGAGUAUAUCCAACUAACAGUCGCACCAUAUUUCGUAACAAUUCCAUGUCGCUGACACUAAAAAUCUAACCAAUUCCUGUAUCAAAGCAAAUGCAUAUACAAAUAUAUAUACACACUAGUUCUCACAAAACAAUAUAUAUAUAUAUAGGAUCAUUUGAAGGAGCUGCUUGAGAGGCUUUCUCAUUGACAAGGACACCGUGCAACACUCGUAACCAUUUAGAAGUUAAAUGCUAAAGUGCUUGUAAUAAAUUUAGUGUAGUUUUCACACACAAUACACUUUUUUCAUUAAGCAAACACAAAUUGUACAACUUGAAGAACACUUUUAAAUAUUUAACUUGAAAUAAACAUUUGACACAUUUCUUUCCUUUCA
Molecule: messenger RNA, 4847 nt
Organism: Drosophila virilis
Lineage: Eukaryota; Metazoa; Arthropoda; Insecta; Diptera; Drosophilidae
Gene: Orp8
Product: Oxysterol-binding protein-related protein 8
Cellular component (GO): intracellular membrane-bounded organelle; membrane; cytosol
Molecular function (GO): cholesterol binding
Source: RefSeq, a predicted model, not a curated record